This is a messenger RNA of Aspergillus glaucus CBS 516.65, 1450 nucleotides long. Its product is annotated as putative mitochondrial dicarboxylate carrier. NCBI's taxonomy places the organism in Eukaryota, Fungi, Ascomycota, Eurotiomycetes, Eurotiales, Aspergillaceae. The coding region runs from base 258 to 1196 and encodes 312 amino acids. Gene Ontology annotation, biological process: thiosulfate transport; succinate transmembrane transport; phosphate ion transmembrane transport. Gene Ontology annotation, cellular component: mitochondrial membrane. Gene Ontology annotation, molecular function: thiosulfate transmembrane transporter activity; succinate transmembrane transporter activity; sulfate transmembrane transporter activity. The transcript is spliced from 4 exons. The record is from RefSeq and is a predicted model, not a curated record.
CUCUCUAUCAGUCUCCUUAACCUCAAUAUUGUCUUCUAGGGCGUCAAUAAAAAACACCGAUGCCAGCUAUACAGCCGUAUUACCGAAGUUUACCGUCAGGACCGACAAAACCGAGGCUCUGAUUGGCCGCCAUGCCACCGACGGCCGACAUUCGGAGUCCUGAUCUAAUCCCGAACAGGAAUAUCAGUGACGAUUCUCUUCUCCAGUUUCUUCCCUCUCCCACGCUCAAUUCCUGUAGCGCUUUCUUGCUAGACAAGAUGGCUACCAGCGCAAAGACGGAGGUGUCGCAGCCCGUCCGGGCUUCGGCUGCUGGAAAGGCGCAUUAUCCUUUCUGGUUUGGGGGUUCUGCCUCGUGCUUCGCUGCGGGUGUCACUCACCCGUUAGAUCUUGUGAAGGUGCGCUUGCAAACGCGUGGGCCUGGCGCCCCGACGUCUAUGCUGGGCACAUUUGCCCACGUUGUCAAGAAUAAUGGAAUCCUGGGGUUAUACAGUGGUCUCUCCGCAUCUGUCCUGCGCCAAUUGACCUACUCAACCACCCGAUUCGGCAUCUACGAAGAACUUAAAUCCUACUUCACGGCCUCCGGACAACCCCCCGGCACCCUCACACUAGUCGGAAUGGCCUGCACAUCAGGCUUCAUCGGUGGAAUCGCAGGGAACCCCGCCGACGUUAUGAACGUGCGGAUGCAGUCCGACGCCGCACUACCACCCUCCCAACGCCGCAAUUAUAAACACGCCUUUCAAGGGCUCGUGCAGAUGACUCGCGCAGAAGGUCCCGCGAGUUUGUUCCGCGGCGUCUGGCCCAACUCGACCCGUGCCGUGCUCAUGACGGCAUCGCAGCUGGCUUCGUAUGAUACGUUCAAGGGACUGUGCAUUGACAACUUUGGCAUGUCGGAUAACUUGCUGACGCAUUUCACUGCAUCGUUUUUGGCUGGUUUUGUGGCUACGACUGUUUGUAGUCCUGUUGACGUUAUCAAGACCAGGGUUAUGAGUGCGUCGCCGACGGAGAGUGCCGGUCAUUCGAUCUUGGGUCUGCUGCGGGAGAUCUCCCGUAAGGAAGGCCUUGGUUGGGCUUUCCGGGGGUGGGUUCCUAGUUUCAUUCGUCUGGGACCGCAUACUAUUGCGACGUUUUUGUUCUUGGAAGAGCAUAAGAAAAUUUAUCGUAAGUUGAAGGGUGUUCCGGAGGGUCAGCAUGCAUAGACUUUUUCUGCUCGCGAGGGAACGACCAGUGCAAAAGUUUUUGUUUCUUUGGUUGUACAUAUUUUGAUCAUUUGCUUGGGUUUUGCGAUUUUUUGUUUCUUUUCUUUUCUUUUCUUUUUUUCUUGUCGCUGAGGACAUACCCAUCACUGCAAUUAUCGAAUUCAGGAUCUAGUGUUAUAUAUACAGGUGGGAUUGGAUAGACAGAAUGAUAGACUACAUCUCGAUUGUUGUUCAGGAAUUCAGAGCUGCAUCUC